CAAUAUGUGGCAGACGGCACCUUAAGCUGGAUUUAGCAAACCACUAAGCUGAUAAAACUUAACUAAACCAAACAAGCUGUAAAUUAAUUCGCGUUGCAUACAGUUUUUUUUACAAGAAGAAGAAGCGCACAACCAAUGAUUGGCACCGAAGAUAUGUCCACAUCGACUGGCAUGGAUAUAAGUGAAUCCUUUCGUGCCGAGGAUCUCUCGAAAACAGAUUUUUUUGAUUUUGUCACAGCACCAGAUAUGGGCAUUGGCAUUGGUGUUGGUGUUGGCGUCGACGUUGGCGUCACACUGCAACAGCAGCAUCAUCAGCAGCAGCAGCACAGUCACAAUCAUAAUCACAGCCAAGCAACAGCACAAGCAUCACUUCAGCGCAGCGCCAGCAACAUGACGCAUGAUUGCAGCGAAGAUGUUGCAGCGGGCAUAGUGCCCGUCAGCAAUCGCAAUGGCAACAGCAGCAAUGGCGGCGAUCCCACGUUACAGGGCUAUGAGUUUUGGCAUCAGGAGAAGGACAACAGUCGCCUGGACUCGAGCUCAAUCUUUGAGGAUCUCGAUCGUUAUUGCUGGCAACAGCAGCCAAUCACAGCCAGCGCCACGGCCAGCGUGAACGCCAGCAAUGUAAAUAUGCGCAGCAACAAUCAGCCCAGUCCCACAUCACCCCAGCAGCAGCAACAACAACAUCAACACCAACAGCAGCAGCAGCAGCAGCAACAGCAACACCAACAGCAGCAGCCAAAUGCCAGCAGCUCUUCAAGUGCAGCGGGCAGCAGCAGCGACACCAUCAGCAGCAUGGACACAACAGAUGGCCAAAUCUACACACUGACAGUAUUAAAUGGCGGCGAGCCUUGGCUGAAGCGCGCCGAAGCGGAACAACUGCCCAGCGCCUUGGAUUUGGACAGUCUGCUUGGCAGCUUUCCGGGUUAUAUCAAAUCGGAGUAUCCAUACGACGACAGCGGCUUCAGCACCGACGGCAAGGAUGUCAUUAAUGUUAAUGGCGGUGUUGGUGUUGGUGGUGGCGAUGCCAAUGGCCUUAGCAACAGUAUUUCACAGUCUCAAACGCAGCAUGGACAGACGCUACCCUCGCUGGUCACAGCCAUUUCGCUAGCAGGCGGCGGCGGUGGAGUCAACGAGCUAGGCCAGCAGCUGGCGCAGUUUCAGAACAACAACAACGACUGGCACAUGGCCGAUCACAAUGCGGAGGCGGAACAGAAUACAGCCGAGUCCUUGCUGCGCAGCGCGCUGCAGGGCAAAGGCUAUGCGAAGGGUCUGCAUAUGCAGAAUGGGCUGGCACUGCCUGUGGUCAAAGACGACGAUAUGCGUCGACUGCUCUUCACGCCCGACGACGCAGCCGAUGCGCUGGGCUUUGCGGACUCCACGCUGAGCACAGCGCAAAUGUUCGAGGAUGCCCAAAGCAUGGGCCAUGUGGGCGCGGGCACGCAUAUGGCUACAGCCAAUCAUGGGCAGCAUGGCGCCGCCAAUGCUAGCAUUAUAGUGGAUGAUAUGUUCCUGUCGCUGGAGAACGCCUUUAGCGAUGACUUUGAGAAAAUCAAGCGCAUUGCCAAUGAGGUGCAGCAAUAUUGCAGCACGCCCACGCCAGGCGAGUACAACAGCAACGAUGUGCUCAUGCAAAUCUCACCGAAUGCCGUAGCAACAGCAGCAGCAAGCACAACAACAGCGCAGCUGCAGCCACUGGCCAAUGCACAGCAGCAGCAGCAGCAGCAACAGCAGCAAGCGCCGCAGCCACCGCCGCAGCCACUCAAGCCAGAGGUGUCCACUUCUACAGCCACAGCGCAGGUGCGUCUGGGUGGCGUUAGCAAGCCCAAAAAGCAAUACAAGCGCAGCAACAGCAGCGCCAACAACAACAACAAUAACAAUCCCAGUGUAGUGAACAACAACAGCAGCAGCACUGCUUUGGGCGUUGUAGCUCUAGGCAGCGGUGGCAGCAGCAGCUCCAGCGGCAGCGCCAGUAGCAGCAGCAACAGUCCGCCCGCCAACUGCAACAACAGUGCCAGCUCCAACAGCAGCAGCGGCGGCGGCAGCGGCAGCGGCGCACAACGCAAAGAGCGCUCACUACACUACUGCUCCAUAUGCUCCAAAGGCUUCAAGGAUAAGUACUCCGUCAAUGUGCACAUACGCACGCACACCGGCGAGAAACCCUUUGCAUGCUCACUCUGCGGCAAAAGCUUUCGCCAAAAGGCACAUCUGGCCAAACACUACCAAACGCACAUGACGCAAAAGAACAAUGGCAAUCUCAUCAAAGGCAAUGCAGCCAAGCAUCAACGCGGCGGCGGCGCCACAGCAGCCACAAGCGCUGCAAAUGUGAGCAGCACUAUGGUGCAGCAGCAGCGACAACUCAGCGUUGUGCCCACUGUUGCAAGUGCAAGCUUGAUGAGCGCCAGCGUCGUGCUCAAUGGACCAAAUACGCCCACGGCGGUGCUGCCGCCCGCCAAUGGGCUGCUAGCGAAUCGGUAGUACCCUUAAUUAUAUAAUACACUCAAAAAAAAUAUCAAACUACUAUUUCUUGUUCCUUACUUGAUGAUGAUGCAAAAGCAAAAGAACUACUUAAGCAAGCUCUUGCCAAAAAGAGUGCUCUCCUUUCAAUUGAUGAAUUCCUAUACUCAGCUUUCUGUGCAAUUCCUAUAUCACAAACAAAAACAAAAGAAACUCAUAAAUUUAUUUUAACUGCACUCCAAACG
Molecule: messenger RNA, 2699 nt
Organism: Drosophila busckii
Lineage: Eukaryota; Metazoa; Arthropoda; Insecta; Diptera; Drosophilidae
Product: myb-like protein AA
Exons: 3
Coding region: 136-2475 (779 amino acids)
Biological process (GO): regulation of DNA-templated transcription
Molecular function (GO): DNA-binding transcription factor activity, RNA polymerase II-specific; RNA polymerase II cis-regulatory region sequence-specific DNA binding
Source: RefSeq, a predicted model, not a curated record